UCAAUAUAGUACCAGUCCUCUUUCACUAACACUCAUUCCAGCGUCCAACUCUUCAAUGACUACUUCUGGUCAGGCGACUCAGUGGAAUACGACAUUCAAGAAACGAACUGCAAGAAUCUCGACAGAACUGUCAAAUACAAGGUGCUAUCAGCCUAUGUUGACGACCGCAAAAUCCAUGGCUGCAUGUUCUACACCGAAGACAAUUGUAUAGGCAGCAAUCCGCUAUUUCUCAAAGCUCAAUCAUACCCGCAGAUUCCAGACGAAAUUGGACUUGCUGCUUCGUUCAGAUGCUGCCCUCUUAAUCGAGGAUCUUCUCUGGCACGAGAGAGAUCUCGUAGUCAAGAUCUGAACCACGUCAAUGUGGACAAAAGCUUUUUCCAUACAGAAAACCGACCAAAUGGCCAACCAAACGGAACCGUAAAACUCUAUACCUACCCCAACUUCAAAGGCCAAUACACCAAAUUCCGCGUCUUCCCAAACCACUGCUACUUCCCACCUCGCAAGCUCCGCAACUCUGUCAAGUCCCUCAUCAUCUCAGAUAAAAUCGACUCCUGCACAUUCUGGUCUGAGCCUGGCUGUAAGGGUGAUCCGUAUUGGCUUGGGGCGGGUAGGAUCGAGGAUCUGAAGAAUGAAGGGAGUUCGUUUGUUAGUUUUGAGUGUUUGUUGGUUGGGGAUGAGGAUCCUGAGGGUGUGGUCGGGGAUGGUGAUGGGGAUGGAGGGGAUGAGGGGGGGAAUGGAGAGGUAGACAGUCAUGGGCUAGAGAUGAGGCGAGGGUGGGAUGGGCUGGGAUGGAAAGAUGAUGGGAAGGGAGUAGAUCUUUGACCCGGAGAUGAUUCACCAUCGAAAAAAAAUCAUUACCAGUGGGCUGAGCAAUAG
Molecule: messenger RNA, 876 nt
Organism: Cadophora gregata
Lineage: Eukaryota; Fungi; Ascomycota; Leotiomycetes; Helotiales; Ploettnerulaceae
Exons: 2
Coding region: 184-822 (212 amino acids)
Source: RefSeq, a predicted model, not a curated record